Messenger RNA from Onychostoma macrolepis, 1368 nucleotides. It is a transcript of the gene tfpia, whose product is annotated as tissue factor pathway inhibitor a. Gene Ontology annotation, biological process: negative regulation of peptidase activity. The transcript is spliced from 8 exons. Gene Ontology annotation, cellular component: extracellular region. Gene Ontology annotation, molecular function: serine-type endopeptidase inhibitor activity. The record is from RefSeq and is a predicted model, not a curated record. NCBI's taxonomy places the organism in Eukaryota, Metazoa, Chordata, Actinopteri, Cypriniformes, Cyprinidae. Bases 148 to 1095 code for a protein of 315 amino acids.
GUCACCCGGAAGUGCGUGACACUGACUACCGCGCAGUCAAUGAAUACUUGGAGAAGUUGACUAUUUGGAGCCACAAACUAAACUACAGCGUAAGUUACUUACUACUCCACAUAACUUUGGAAGCGUGUGAUUGCCUCGCCUGCUGGAAUGGCUCCAUUACUGAGCUGGUCAUGUAGACCGCUGCUUCUACUGCCUCUUGUUGGAAUAUGUUUCACAAAAUUUGCAAGAGCAGAUGGAGUGAGGUCUGAACUCCACAUAUUCCAUCACUCAUGCGCCCUGAAGAAAGACGAAGGGCCGUGCAAGGCAAUAAAGGACAGGCUCUACUUUGACAUUGACACAGGUCGCUGUGAACUCUUUGAAUAUGGAGGCUGCCAAGGCAAUGCUAACAAUUUCGAGACCCUGCAGGAGUGUGAGGAAAUGUGUCUUGUGAAAGAGGAUAAGAGUCCAUGCCAUCUGGAGGAUGAGCCGGGGCCGUGUCGAGGACUGGUGCCUCGUUAUUUUUUUGAUUACAAGAGCCAGGAAUGCAAGCGAUUCUUUUAUGGUGGCUGCUUUGGGAAUGCCAACAACUUCAAGACCAUAAAACAAUGCCAUGAGAGAUGUCUACCUGCCUCAAACCACAUGGAAAAAAAUGCUCCAUUAAAGCCAGAGGAAGAAGCAGCCAAACCCAAAACAGAACCUCUCACCAAACAUGUUGAAGCUUCAUUGAAUGCAUCACAUUUGCCACUGCAGAGAAUGUGCCAACCAUCUGAACAGGAAGCAGCUGCCUCAAACCACAUGGAACACAAUGCUCCAUUAAAGCCAGAGGAAGAAGCAGCCAAACCCAAAACUGAACCUCUCACCAAACAUGAGUUCAGUCCCCCAGAAUUCUGCUUGAGUCCAGUUGACAGGGGCAAUUGUGAUGGCUCUGUGAGGAGAUAUGUUUACAACCCCAGGACUGAGAGAUGCCAGAUGUUUCGUUACACUGGCUGUGGAGGCAACAAAAACAACUUUGUCCACAGGAGACACUGCAUGAAAAUGUGCAUGAAAGAUCACAGCCGGAGGAAGCAAAUACGGAUAAAGACGAAGAACUCAAAUAUCUUAUUCCGAUCUGUCUAGGAGGACAUAUGCAGCAUUUUUCAUGAUACCAAAUCCUAAACCACUCUAUAGAGAGGAAAUAAGAGAAAAUAAGAAACAGCAGCAUAUAGCACCUCUCUGACCCACAAACUGUUCUCAUGUAUAUAAUUAUGACAGUUAAUGGAUUUUAAUCUGGGCUUCAUAUAUAAAGGAAUUCUAUGUAUUUUAAAUGUAAAACAUAAUCUCACAAAGACAAAUUUAUGUAUUAAAAUACUCAUUACAUUUCAUUAAAAAUUACCUACUAAUUACCUACUA